Molecule: messenger RNA, 1564 nt
Organism: Rhinichthys klamathensis goyatoka
Lineage: Eukaryota; Metazoa; Chordata; Actinopteri; Cypriniformes; Leuciscidae
Product: mitogen-activated protein kinase kinase kinase 20
Exons: 12
Coding region: 88-1521 (477 amino acids)
Biological process (GO): protein phosphorylation
Cellular component (GO): cytoplasm
Molecular function (GO): protein kinase activity; ATP binding
Source: RefSeq, a predicted model, not a curated record
GAUUCAUAAUUUGUCCACUGGUCCAAAGCGAGUGUCCUCUUAUGGAAGUGCAGUAACACGAGACAAUGAGGCUCCGCAUAUUAUCUUAUGACUGGGAUUGUUCAGAGAGCGACAGGCCAGCGCGUUUCACCGGACCGCACGGAAAACACGACUAACAGCCACAGUGAAUGUCAGUAUGAGAUGUCGUCCCUCAGUGCUAGCUUCGUUCAGAUCCGCUUCGAUGACAUCCGCUUUUAUGAGAACUGCGGUGGUGGGAGUUUUGGGAGUGUGUAUCGGGCACACUGGAUCUCACAGGACAAAGAAGUGGCUGUCAAAAAACUGUUGAAAAUUGAUGAUGAGGCUGAGAUUCUGAGUGUCCUGAGCCACAAAAAUAUUAUUCAGUUCUACGGAGCCAUGCUGGAAACACCCAACUAUGGCAUUGUCACAGAAUAUGCCAGCAGAGGAUCAUUGUAUGAAUAUUUGUCCAGUGCUGACAGUGAGGAGAUGGAUAUGGGUCAAGUAAUGACCUGGGCGAUGGAAAUUGCUAAAGGAAUGCAUUAUUUACAUGCCGAGGCCCCUGUGAAAGUCAUUCAUAGGGACCUGAAGUCAAGAAAUGUCGUGUUAACAGCAGACAAUGUAUUAAAGAUCUGUGAUUUUGGAGCUUCUAAGUUGGUUUCUCACACAACACACAUGUCUCUUGUGGGGACAUUCCCUUGGAUGGCCCCUGAAGUGAUCCAGAGUCUACCCGUCUCAGAAACCUGUGACACCUACUCAUACGGCGUGGUUCUGUGGGAGAUGUUGACCAGAGAAGUGCCAUUUAAAGGUUUUGAGGGUUUGCAGGUGGCCUGGUUGGUGGUGGAAAAACAUGAGAGGCCGACCAUUCCCAGCAGCUGUCCCGCCAGCUUUGCAGACCUGAUGAGAUGUUGCUGGAUUGCAGAGCCCAAGGAAAGGCCACAGUUCAAACAGGUCCUGAGCACCCUAGAGACCAUGAAAAAUGACAGCAAACUGCCAGACCAGUGCAACUCCUUCUUACAUAACAAAGCGGAGUGGAGGUGUGAGAUAGAGGAGACGCUGGAACGCUUGAAGCAGCUGGAGAGAGAGUUGAGCUGUAAGGAGCAAGAGCUGGCGGAAAGAGAAAGAAGACUGACAGAGUGGGAAAACAGACUCAUGGAAAGAUCCCGAUCCUGCACUCCUCUGUUUUCACAUAUUUCCCCCUUGGCAGCCACUCUCAGUGCCGAGUCCUUCUAUGAGGCUCACAUGGAGGAGAGCAAUAGCUCGGAAGUCAGCUGUCAGAUUUCAUCAACCUGCAAUAACGGGGAUCUGGGCCAGGCCAGCCUACAGAAGCUCAUGCUAGGAUUCGGGGGCGUGUUUGACCUGGAUAUGAACAUUCCCAGCGGUAACCUCGUCAGCCAAUCAGGGAUGCAGUUGAACAUGCAAGCAAAAAAGAAUUCCUCCAAGUCCUGCAGUGUCCGUGAGGGACGCAAACUGAACAUGGCCAUCACCAUGGAUGACUUUGGCUGGUCUGACGACGACAGCGAUUAGUGGAGGGCGACACGGUACGAUAGGGUGGGGUUAGAUGGGGUCA